This is a messenger RNA of Rhipicephalus microplus (southern cattle tick), 924 nucleotides long. RefSeq lists its product as uncharacterized. The record is from RefSeq and is a predicted model, not a curated record. Gene Ontology annotation, molecular function: CoA-ligase activity. NCBI's taxonomy places the organism in Eukaryota, Metazoa, Arthropoda, Arachnida, Ixodida, Ixodidae.
AUGGCGACUAUGUGUGCCACGGCAUCAUCGUCGUCAGCAACUCAGACAGCACUGAAUCGCUUCGAGAGCAAGUGCAAUGAAGAGCAGACACCAUCGUCGAGUCGCGCCCUGAAGGCUGUAGGCAGCGAUCUUCUUGUCAUCGUGGGCGAUUUCACCGCUCACGAUCACAAGGGCAACGCUGGGGAAAAACGCCUGCACUGUGCAGAGAAGUCUCCAGGCAUCUUUCACAUAGUAUGGGCAUGCCAGUCAACCCCUCGCUUUACCCCAAAACCGAGCCCGACCCGGGAGAACAGGGAGGCGGCCCUGCUCGGCUGCUCCGACCUGGCGAGCCAAAAGGCCCUGGUCGUGGAUUUUGCCACUGGUGAGAAGCUUGGCCCACGUCAGAUAGGUGAAAUCCAGUUCCUAAAAGGCGCGGCACGAGGCUACUACAAGCGACCGAAAGAAACAACCGAACUUUUCGAUGAAGAAGGCUGGUGCAAGUCAGGUGAUGCUGGUUACUAUGACGAAGAUGGUCGGCUAUUCAUUGUGGAAAGAGUGAAACAGCUGAUCAAAUGCAUGGAUAAUCAGGUGGCUCCUGCAGAACUGGAAGAACUCCUGCUUCGGGAACAUUCGGCUGACAUCGCGGAAAUAUCUGUUGUCGGCCUCUCACAUUCCGAAUAUGGAGAAGCUCCUGCUGCGGCUGUUGUGCUUACUCAUGAGGGGCGUAACAAAAAUCAGAAGCUUCUUGCAAAGGCCAUUGAGGCUACUGUGAAAGGUCAUCUCGCCGCGCACAAGUACCUCCAUGGCGGUGUCUUCUUCGUUGAUUCCCUGCCAAAGACGGAUACUGCUAAAGUCAAUAAGCCGAUGCUGUUGCGCUUAAUCACCCAAGAGCAGAUGUUCUCGUCUUGAAGGCCUUGAAGAACUAACUUGCUCGAGUGAACUGCA